AUGCAGAUCUUCGUGAAGACCCUGACGGGGAAGACCAUCACCCUCGAGGUCGAGAGCAGCGACACCAUUGAUAACGUCAAAGCUAAGAUCCAAGACAAGGAAGGAAUCCCGCCGGACCAGCAGCGUCUGAUCUUCGCCGGGAAGCAGCUGGAGGACGGCCGCACGCUGGCCGACUACAACAUCCAGAAGGAGUCGACGCUCCACCUGGUGCUCCGCCUCCGUGGAGGCAACAUGCAGAUCUUCGUGAAAACCCUGACGGGGAAGACCAUCACCCUCGAGGUCGAGAGCAGCGACACCAUCGACAACGUCAAGGCUAAGAUCCAAGACAAGGAAGGGAUCCCGCCAGACCAGCAGCGGCUGAUCUUCGCCGGAAAGCAGCUGGAGGAAGGCCGCACGCUUGCCGACUACAACAUCCAGAAGGAGUCGACGCUCCACCUGGUGCUCCGCCUCCGAGGCGGCAGCCGCGGCGGCCGGCCCACCACCGUCCCGCCCAACCUCCUGGCUCUCGCCCUCAAGCACAACGAGAAGAGGAUGAUCUGCCGCAAGUGCUAUGCGCGUCUUCCCCUCAGGGCUACCAACUGCCGCAAGAAGAAGUGCGGCCACACCAACGAGCUGAGGCUGAAGAAGAAGUUCAUCUGAGCCAACAGUUUCUUCUUCCGCAAUUCGUUGGGACCCAAAAUUAAUAGGUC
Molecule: messenger RNA, 689 nt
Organism: Lolium rigidum
Lineage: Eukaryota; Viridiplantae; Streptophyta; Magnoliopsida; Poales; Poaceae
Product: polyubiquitin-like
Exons: 7
Coding region: 1-639 (212 amino acids)
Biological process (GO): translation; protein ubiquitination; modification-dependent protein catabolic process
Cellular component (GO): cytoplasm; nucleus; ribosome
Molecular function (GO): structural constituent of ribosome; protein tag activity; ubiquitin protein ligase binding
Source: RefSeq, a predicted model, not a curated record